Molecule: messenger RNA, 970 nt
Organism: Prinia subflava (tawny-flanked prinia)
Lineage: Eukaryota; Metazoa; Chordata; Aves; Passeriformes; Cisticolidae
Product: zinc finger protein 239-like
Exons: 3
Coding region: 159-962 (267 amino acids)
Biological process (GO): regulation of gene expression
Cellular component (GO): nucleus
Source: RefSeq, a predicted model, not a curated record
GCCGGAACAGGAAAAGAGCGACGGAGUUCGACGAGCGGCCCGCAGAGCCCACCGCACCUCCGGCCCCCGCAGCAUUGCCGGUGACCAGGGAGAGGGAGCUCACCCCAAAUCUCUCCGGGGGUCCCCGAGAGGAAUUCCCAGUGCAAGACUUUGGCUGGAUGGAGGAAGAGAAGGCUGUGAGGAGGAGGAAGUUGUCACAGGACCCCCAGGCAGACAAGGAGCCCAGGGAGGACAAAUCCUCUCAGCAUAACCUCAUAGAAGAGGCUGUUUUGAGCAGCCCCAUGGCACAGGAAUGCAACGGGGAGGAAAAGCCGUGGAGAUCCCGCCCGAGGAGGGGCUCCAAACCCAUGCCAGGGUGCUCCGAGGAGGAAGGACCCACCCUGUGCCAGGAAGGCAGCCAGAGGUGUGGCCAGAGCUCUGAGCUGGUGGUGCAUGAACAGCUUCACAAUGGCAAGAAGCUGCACCAGUGCUUGGAAUGUGGGAAGAGUUUCUGUGCAAAGUCCAGCCUGGUCCGGCACCAGAAGAUCCACACUGGGGAACGGCGCUACGAGUGUGGGAAAUGUGGGAAGCGCUUCAGGGACACCUCUGACCUGAUGAUCCACCUGAGAGUCCACACUGGGGAACGGCCCUAUGAGUGUGGGGAGUGUGGGAAGAGCUUCAGUGCCAGCUCCAGCCUGAUCUCCCACAAGAGGAUCCACACUGGGGAACGGCCCUAUGAGUGUGGGGAGUGUGGGAAGAGCUUCACUCAAAGCUCCAGCCUGAUUGCCCACAAGAGAAGCCACACUCGGGAACGGCCCUAUGAGUGUGGGGAGUGUGGGAAGAGCUUCACUGCCAGCUCCAGCCUGAUUGUCCACCAGAGGAUACACACUGGGGAAUGGCCCUAUAAAUGUGGAGAAUGUGGGAAAGGCUUCAGAAAGAGCUUCCACCUCAAACACCACCAGAUGCUCUGCACUGGGAUAUGACCCUGUGU